AACAGAGACAGAGAAGGAAAUGGUAGAGAAGAAGCAAAAGCUUUGCGAAGUAAUGGAACUUAGAUUUCAUAAAAAGUGGUGUGUUGUAAUUGUCUCCAUCUUUUUAAUCUUACCAUUAUCUCAAUCCUUGGACUAUGGCGAAGCUCUCAAGAAGAGUCUCCUCUACUUCGAAUCGCAGCGUUCGGGUCGCUUACCGUACAACCAGAGAGCCACUUGGCGACACCAUUCCGGCAUCACCGACGGCUUAGAACAAGGAGUGGACUUGGUGGGAGGGUAUUAUGAUGCUGGUGACAAUGUGAAAUUUGGUCUGCCAAUGGCUUUUACAGUAACAAUGCUGUCGUGGGCCGUCAUCGAAUACGGCGAGCAGAUAUUCGCCGCCGGCGAGUACAGUAACGCUCUUCAGGCCAUCAAGUGGGGGACUGACUAUUUCAUCAAAGCUCAUCCUCACCCAAAUGUUUUAUGGGCUCAGGUGGGCGAGGGGUACACUGAUCACUACUGUUGGCAACGGCCGGAGGACAUGACGACAUCACGGCGAGCUUAUAAAAUAGACGAAAAAAACCCCGGCUCGGAUCUGGCCGGAGAGACGGCUGCGGCAAUGGCGUCGGCAUCAAUUGUGUUUAGGAGAACAAACCCACACUACUCUCACCUUCUUUUGCAACAUGCACAACAGUUGUUUGAGUUUGGUGACAAAUAUAGAGGGAAGUAUGAUGAUAGCAUUGGGGUUGCAAAAGGUUACUAUACGUCGGUGAGUGGGUAUAUGGAUGAGUUGUUGUGGGCAGCUUUGUGGCUAUACAAGGCCACCGACAGAGACCAGUAUCUGAAUUAUGUUAUUGACAAGGCCCAUUCUUUUGGUGGGAUCACUUGGGCCAUCCAAGAGUUCAGCUGGGAUGUUAAGUAUGCUGGUGUUCAAAUUCUCGCCUCUCAAUUGCAUAUGAAAGGGAUGCACAAAGAGUACAAUGACAUUUUAGGACAGUACCGCUCAAAAGCAGAGCACUACGUAUGUGCGUGUCUCAACAAAAACAACUCCACUGAUAAUGUACAACGCACCCCAGGCGGACUCCUGUACAUCCGGGAAUGGAACAACAUGCAAUACGUCUCAACCGCAUCAUUUCUUCUGAUGGUCUACUCUGAUCAUCUUCAAUCCUCCAAUCGGACGCUCAACUGCCACGGAGGAGAAUCGGUGGGCCCACAAGAGAUACUCCAUUUCGUCAAAUCACAGGUCAACUACAUCUUAGGCUCCAAUCCAAUGGGCAUGAGCUACUUAGUGGGCUUUGGCCCAAAAUACCCCCAGAAGGUGCACCACAGAGGAGCAUCUAUUGAAUCAUAUAGGGAGAGCAAAGAUUUUAUUGGGUGCACUCAGGGGUAUGAUAACUGGUAUGGACGGCAAGAUCAGAACCCUAAUAUUCUUGUUGGGGCCCUAGUUGGUGGGCCAGAUGAAGAGGAUCAAUUCAGGGAUGAUAGAGGGAAUUACAGGCAGAGUGAGGCCUGCACUUACAAUACUGCACCUUUGGUUGGGGUUUUUGCUAAAUUGCAUGAAUUAGAAGGUAGUAUGAGACGUGUUGUAGAUCCAUACCAUCUUCUAGCUAGAUAUGUUAAAAAGGAAAAAAUUUGUGGGUUUUACAUGAGAAUCAAUGUGAUGUAAUCCCUUCGUGUAAUAAAUUAUAUACAAAGUGAGAUAUAAAAGAUGGUAUUACCUUUUUAUUUUUUUAAAGUAGAAGAUUGAUGGUUCAAGUUCAUAAGAAAAAAAAAAAAAAAAAUUGAGUUUUUCUUCUUACAGAACAAAAAACAAAAAAGUCAGUUUAUAUAAA
Molecule: messenger RNA, 1808 nt
Organism: Cornus florida
Lineage: Eukaryota; Viridiplantae; Streptophyta; Magnoliopsida; Cornales; Cornaceae
Product: endoglucanase 11-like
Exons: 5
Coding region: 20-1642 (540 amino acids)
Biological process (GO): carbohydrate metabolic process
Molecular function (GO): hydrolase activity, hydrolyzing O-glycosyl compounds
Source: RefSeq, a predicted model, not a curated record